Molecule: messenger RNA, 4140 nt
Organism: Eimeria maxima
Lineage: Eukaryota; Apicomplexa; Conoidasida; Eucoccidiorida; Eimeriidae
Exons: 22
Coding region: 1-4140 (1379 amino acids)
Source: RefSeq, a predicted model, not a curated record
AUGGCUGCGCAGGGGCCCCCGUGGGGCCCUGGGGGGGCCCUCUGGGGGGCCCCUGGGUGUUGCAGCGCGUUGCUCCAGAAACUCUCUAACACAAGUAGCAGCAACCGCAGCAGCAGCACCAGCUCCUCCCUCCAAGUUCCACAAGUUCCCACCGGGCAGGGCUGCCGCGAGCUGGGGGCUCCCACCGCUGCUCCGGGGGGCAGCACUGCAGUGUCUUCGAAAUUCUCAGGCAGGAACAAGCUACAACAACAGCAGCAGUGGAAACAGCAACAGCAACGGCAGCAACAACAGCAAUGGCUGCAGCAGCAAGAACAAAGGAUCUCAGAUGCGCAUCUCCAGAAGGGGGGCUCGUGGGGCCCUGGACAAUCUGUACAUCCAGCAACAGCAACAGGUGCAGCAGGAACAACUGGUACAGUAGUAGCAACAGGUGCAGCAGCAUUAUCAUGCCCAGCUCAGCCAUAUGCGCGUUUUUUGCAGCUGUUUGGCGUGAAUCCUGUAGCUGUCAGCUCCCUUGAGGCUGCUAUUGGGACAGACGAAGAACAGCUGGUGCUGCUCGAGCUGCUGUUGCUGCUGCCUCAUGCAAUGUCUGGGCCCCCUGUAAACCCUGCAGGGGUAUCAACUCUUCUACAUCACAAUUUCGACAAUCCUGCACCCGCCGCAGCAGGAGUAGGAGCUGCAGCAGCUGCAGAAGCAGGGGCAAGUGAAAUGCCCUUGCCUCUCAGGAAAGUCUUGUUGCUGCUGCUUGCUGCCUUUCAUCCUCACCGGCAGCACCAGCAGGGCGGGAGUUUUCUGGUGCAGCAGCAGCAGCUCAACCGAGCACCGGCAGUGGCUGCUGCUAUCAAGACAGCAGCAGAAGGUCUCAAAGAAGUGCCUCUGCCUCAGCCUAUUUGCCCCGCGGUCUCGAAUUUGCUGCUGGUGCUGGUGCUUUUGCUGCUGUCCUGCCUUGUUCUGCUGCUCGCACAGAUCGUAUCUCCGCAGGUUGCUGCUGCCUUUCCAUUGCUGGAGCUACAGGCGCACGCUGCCCAGCGGGCUUGCUUGCAGCUGCAGCAACACCUGCAACAGGGGAACCAUAAGGCCAGCAUGCAGCAGCAGGAGCAGGGCGCCCUGGCAGUGGGUCCAUCACUCAUGAGGACUGUAGAAUGUCUGAUCAGGCCUCGCUUUCAUUCGCUGCUGCCGGCGACUGCCUGCAUCGCUGAACUGGGUCUCUGCAGCAGCUUGAAGAACUGUCUUGGGGGAGACUCUUUUCAGCGUCUCCAGCUGCGGCGUCUCUGUUGCUUUUUCGGCGAAGUGUUCGAUUCUGCUAAUCCUGGCCUCUCUGUGCUGCUGAUGCAAAAGGCUCUCCAGGCCAUCCAGCUACAGGCGGAGAUAUUGGCAACCCCUGAGGCACUGUUACUGUUGGGGGGUAUUCGCAAGCUCCAGACGCAGCUCCCCCCUGCUUUCCAGGCAUCUCAGCCUGUUGACUUCCAUCUGCUGCAGCUGCAGCUCUGGCCGUCUCUGUCUGGUUCAUUAAGUUGUCUCCCUGUGGAGGCGUUGCUGCAGGUGGCUGAGGUAUAUCUUCACUCUGCUCUACUCUGCGCUGUCUCGGAGGCUGCUCUGGCGCCCCUGCAAACGCAAUCGUACAGACAUCUGGUGCCCCAGUGCCGCCGCCUUGAACCUUACGUAGCCGCUCUGAGCCUUCGCUCUCCCCUUCAGCAAGAGUUGCUGGGGGCACUCCUACGUCGCCUGGACUCUUUCGAGCUGCACCAUGCUGCAAAUCUGUGUAGCGCCUUGCUCCCCUUCACGGAACUGUGGGGAGAUUUGCAUCCGUUAGAGCGCCAGGCAGGCGUCGUCACUCCGUCGGGUCCUCCCGCAUCAACAAGAGCAGCUGCUGCAGCACCCGGAGAGGCAGGAUAUGAAGCAGCCGCAGAAUCGAGCGGUAGCAUGCGCCUGCCGCCCCUUCAAGUGAUGGGGGUGUCUCACGCGGUCCUCACGGAGCCGGCGGAGGCAACUUCCUGUCUUUGUAGGGCGGAGAAGAGCAGGGGUGCAGCUUCAGUACUGUCUAACUUCGUUCUACGUUUCUUAAGUGCAUACUUUGGGAGCGCCACGCAGCAGCGUGAGGGGGGGCAGCAACUCCAUGCAUACCCAAACGGUGGGGAGACCCUCUCAGCAGAGCGGCCUACAGAGGAGGACAGAAGGGCACUAGCAGCACACUUAGGCCCUGAGCCUUUGCUUGCAGGAAAGCUGAUGUUGCAGACGCUUUCGACGGAGGCCUUCACAGCCAUAGCGAGAAUUGCAACGGCCUAUGGAUAUCGCAACUACCCCCUGGAACGGCUAUUGCUGCAGGCGGCAGCUGAGAGACUGCAGCGCCCCUUGUCCCCUGUUGCUGUAUCCGCGCUGCUGCUGCUCCCGACGCCAGCGGCGCCCCCCCCUUCGUUGGUUCGGGGCCUCGAGAUUCAACUGCGACGACUCUGCGAGGAUUGCACCGACCUGGAGCAGCUCCUGGAGGUCGGUGUUUCUCUCCAGCGGGGCUGGGGCUCCACGUUACUCGGCGCUUUCCAGCUGCGGCAUCACGUACUGCGUAUUGCAGCUGGCUGCCGUCCCCAGUUCUUGGGAGAGACAGAGGAGGAGGAGGAUCUGGGGCCGCAAAGAGACUGUGUACUGAAGCUCGAGCACGUUCCUAAGCUGCUUAGUCUGUUUGGCGUUCACUCGGAGGAGACAGCAGCAAAUGGAUCAUGCAGCAACCCUUCACACCCAGCAGGAGGCAACCGCCUGUCUCCUAUUUCUCCUUCCGCUUCGGGCCUGGUUUCUGCUGUGCGCGGGUUUCCUGCUGCUGCGUUUGUCUCCCCCCCGGAGUCUCUCUCACUGGCCCUGCGGGUGCUGCUGCCAGCCCUGUACUCCAGGCGUUUGACACCGCAAGAUCUCAGAGCCUUGCUGACCCCCUUAGUAGACAUCCCUAACCUAAAGGAGAUGGUUUUGCAUGCGAAGGAGACAGCCCCUCAGUCUCGUCUCGCACUCCUCCCCGAUGCUGUGGCGCAUGUCAUUCUGGAGGCUCCUGCCACCGCGCGAGACGGGCUGCAGCAUCUCAGCCCUCUGUUGCGGCUUGUCACGGCCCUCUGCCUGGAACCUGCUGUCUACAUACCACCGCUUCUCACUGCCCUGCAACAGUUCGCUGUUCAAUCUCUGCGCUUCGAGGACGCUGCGAGUCUCUUCUCGGCACUGCUGGAAUGUCAAGGCUGUACAGGCCAGGAGGCGUCUCUCCAGCGUUUGAUAUCAUGGGGGCUAGGCGUCACGUCUCCACAGCUCACUGCCCUCAGCAGCAGCCUGCUGCAGCAGUGGCAGCAGCAGAAGUAUCAGGGGCAUUUUGCUCGUGGGGACAACGCAGACACUCAGCAGCAACCACCAAGCAUUGAGGGAGGACUUGAUGAUGAAACGGAGGUCGCAAUACUUCAUUGCCUCCUAACGGGCGAGUGUUUCUCCGACACAGUGUUUCCCUGUUUGUGUCUCUGUUUGUUGUCGCUGUUGGCUGAUGAGCUUGUACAGCAUCCGCGGAGGCUACUCUGCGUCCUGGCUUCUCGUGUGCGGGGAACGCUGCCGCCGCUGUCUCCCUCUGUAUACUGUGCGUUGUAUGAAGCCUUUCAAUCCCUUCACCUGCUGGGAGGCGCCUCUUCUGGCAUCGAUAUACAACAGUACGAGGACCUGGCGGCCUUUUGCGAGCAAGAUACCCCAAAAGCCUUCUGGCACCAGCAGCAGCGGCUGUUGCUGACAUCGUUCGUCUCCAGUGCCCUCUACGUGCAGCUUAAGGAGGCCCUAGAAGCAGCAGAACUUCCAGGACUGCAGCCACUGCUUACUACCUGUGGCUUCUGUCAUUUUGCCGCUGCAGCGAAACCAGUUACGAAUCUGAAAGGCCCACCGGUUGCGGGUUUGGCGUUCGUGUGCGUCCCGGAGGAGGAUACGGUUGCGGCAUCUUCUCAGGGGCACCCCCUGCUGCUGCAGCAACAGCACCUGCAGCAGUGCAGCGGUCGCAGCCGCCUGCUGCUACGUCUGCUGCAGAAGACCAACUGGGCAGCCGUUCCCAUAUUCUUACACCAGUGGAUCCGACUGCCUUCCGUGGAGCUGAGGGCCGCUCACCUUAAGGCCCUCACCACAGGCGAGGCUGCUUAG